Messenger RNA from Eurypyga helias (sunbittern), 1316 nucleotides. RefSeq names its product leucine-rich repeat, immunoglobulin-like and transmembrane domains 3 (gene LRIT3). Lineage: Eukaryota; Metazoa; Chordata; Aves; Eurypygiformes; Eurypygidae. The transcript is spliced from 3 exons. The record is from RefSeq and is a predicted model, not a curated record. The annotation marks the transcript as partial. Gene Ontology annotation, molecular function: protein binding.
GUUUGCAGGACAACCCAUGGUUCUGUGACUGUCGCAUUUCAAAGCUGAUCGAAUUUUCCAAGAUUGUGGACAACUCAGUUGUGCUUCUUGAUCCGUUGGUUUCGUGUAGUGGACCUGAGAGCCUGGCAGGAAUCUUGUUCCAGAGAGCUGAGUUAGAGCAGUGUCUCAAGCCAUCCGUGAUGACGUCGGCAACAAAAAUCACUUCCCCGCUGGGAAGCAACGUUCUGCUACGCUGCGAUGCGACUGGGUACCCAACACCACAGCUUACUUGGGCUAGGUCAGACAAUAUUCCAGUGAACUAUACAGUAAUUCAAGAAACACCUGGAGAGGGUGUCCGAUGGUCCAUAAUAAGCCUGACAGGGAUUUCCUACAAGGAUGCGGGAGUCGCGGUGGUGGGUGUCGUUACUACAACCCUGUCACCGCAGAAGUAUAGGAGGAAGCAAGAGGCGGAGAGGCAGAACACCACUCGGGAGGGAUCCAGGCAGGAACCGGAGAGGACAACCACGCCUCUUCCCACCACCCCGACCACCACGGCGCUGCUUAGCACCGAGCGGUCAACGACCGUCAGGUUUGCUGACAAGAAGCAAUCCAGGCCCGUGUUCGAUGGAAAGAAAAAUCCAAAGGCAGUGGCAAAUGGAAACAAAAAGCAAACUGGGGAGGUAAGCAGGAAGGGGGAGGAGACCUCGCUGAAUACUGCCAGCAUGGCCGAGCAGAAUGUUACUGUGAAGAACCUGAGAGUGAUCACUGAAACUGAGGAAAGAGGGACCUUAACUUGGAAAACCGUCAACGCCACGAGCAACUCUGCGGUGACCGUGUUAUACUCCAAGUAUGGCGACAAAGAGAUGUUGCCUCUGAGCACUGAUUCGAGCAAAAACAAAGUCACCAUCGAUGGUUUGCAACCUAGUACUCAAUACAUGGCGUGCGUCUCGCCCAAAGGAGUGCCACCUAGCAAAGAGCAGUGCAUUGUUUUCUCCACCGACAGGUUAAGUGAGGAAAGCAGCUCUCAGUUCUCUAUUCUGAUCUGGGCUAGCAGUGCAGCGUGUGUGGUUGUUCUGCCUUUGAUAUUUUUCUUACUCUACAAAGUUUUAAAACUUCACGUGAAACCGAAAACUGCGAAGGAAGCUGACCUUGCAAAAGAGACCUAUGUGAAGUUUGAAACGCUCUCUCUGAAGCCUCGAACAGUGAAUGCAGGAGAGCAGCUCUGGGCACGAAGGUACACGGGCGAGUCGGAAAGACUUCUCCUUUGUUCCAGGUCCAGCAUGGAUUCCCAAAUGACCUUCAAAAGCGAGGGCUCUAGGUCUGAGUAUCUGUGUUGA